Messenger RNA from Dentiscutata erythropus, 146 nucleotides. Lineage: Eukaryota; Fungi; Glomeromycota; Glomeromycetes; Diversisporales; Gigasporaceae. The record is from the annotation of a GenBank genome assembly.
UAGCCUGGAAUGCCCCACAAGACGCUUGCCCACACAACAAUAGUGAGAGCCUAUGCCCUGAAAACCAUUCCAACGGUUUUCAAACAGUCACCCUAGAUGAAUCACAUGUAUCCACUGUGCUUACUAUUGUUAAAAGUGUAGCCUGA